This is a messenger RNA of Cydia splendana, 869 nucleotides long. Its product is annotated as probable H/ACA ribonucleoprotein complex subunit 1. The transcript is spliced from 3 exons. NCBI's taxonomy places the organism in Eukaryota, Metazoa, Arthropoda, Insecta, Lepidoptera, Tortricidae. The record is from RefSeq and is a predicted model, not a curated record. Bases 1 to 624 code for a protein of 207 amino acids.
AUGGGCACAACGGCGGAUGGGGAGGAAACGGAUGGGGCAACGGGGGCUAUGGGGGCGGCUAUGGGGGCGGCUAUGGGGGCGGAUAUGGGGGCGGAUAUGGGGGCGGCUAUGGAGGCGGCUUCGGCAACGGUGGAGGGUGGGGAGGUGUUGAGAUACUGGUUGUUAUUUGAUUACGAAGAGGUCGAAUCUACGGUGCGUAUGCGAUGCUAUGAGUCACUCAUCUCUGGAUAUAUAAGACCUGCUCCACUGACCACGGCACACUUGUCAUCUGUUGAGGACACCAUGAACUCGAUACUCUGCUUCGCUCUCGCGAUCUGCGCCAGCAUAGCGCUUACAUCGGCUUAUCCCGCUGCCGAACCAGCCCAGGACAUCUCCUACAUAGGCCUGCAAGAAAUAGUUCCCGUCCAAGCAGCGGCUGAUGAGGAAACCCUGCAGCCAGAAGAAUCACGCUAUAAGCGCCACGGCUGGGGUGGCGGUUGGGGGCGUAGGGGCUAUGGGCACGGCGGCUGGGGCCGAGGAUGGGGUUACGGCGGCGGAUGGGGGCAUAGAGGCGGAUGGGGAUACGGGGGCUAUGGGGGCGGUUACGGCUACGGCGGAGGGUGGGGUGGCGGUUGGUACGGCUAAUAUGGCUGCACUAAAACCUCUUAACAGUUAGUGAAAUAGGUACUCGAUAAGCUUUAGUCACGUAGAUAUAAAGUUGUGUGUGAAAAUGUGAAUGUAGUGAUAACCGAUAAUGAGCUUUCGCGUGUGCAGCCCAACAAUCGGUAUUGGAAAUGGUCACAUCACUAUAGCGCGGCUAAGACUGCCAGAUGAGCAUCGCCGCAAUGACGGCGUCGUAGUGGAGCUUCCCAAGUUAUGUCUGUUUUAUU